Messenger RNA from Colletotrichum gloeosporioides, 1032 nucleotides. RefSeq lists its product as uncharacterized. The record is from RefSeq and is a predicted model, not a curated record. The coding region runs from base 1 to 1032 and encodes 343 amino acids. The transcript has 2 exons. Lineage: Eukaryota; Fungi; Ascomycota; Sordariomycetes; Glomerellales; Glomerellaceae.
AUGUUGACCGUCCGCUCCCCAGUCGCCGCCCUAGCGGUGGUGCUCAGCUUCCUGAGCCUGACCGAUGCCGCGCCGCAGAACCGAGGAAAAGGAAAUGGACGAGGAAACAGGCAGACGGCACAGCAGCAGGCCGCGAGGGUGCCGCAGGGUAUCUCGCGUGCUACCGAUGGAUCCAUGAUCCUCGACAUGACCGCCAACGUCAAUGGCCUCGACCUUCGCUUCAAGAUCUCCGGUCCCGCCGAACAGUUCACCGCAGCAAGUGGCGUGCCCGGCGCUGCCGCCCAGCCCGGCGCUCAGGGCACCCUCGGCCUGAACGUACUCCUCCACGGUGACGGUGGCCAAUCCUUCUUCGACAUGCCGAACCAGGGCGUCCAGCAGAACCUCGCCGGCGUCGCCGUCCUCGCGCCCGACCCGAACCUCUUCUGGGGCGGCGGCCAGGGCCUCCAGCGCACCGACGGCGUCGCCCACUCCCAGGCCGUCAACGACCUCAUCCAGCAGACGCUGCCGCAGAUGAUGGCCUUCAACCAGUCCAACGUCUUCUUCACGGGUGUCUCGGGCGGCUCGCUCAUGCUCUCCGGCUUCUUCAUGCCCGCGCACAUGCAGAACUUCGCGGGCAACGGUGUGCUGCUCAACUGCGGCGGCCUCGAGCCCCAGGUCAACGUCCAGGACCCCGCCGCGAUCGCCAACACGCGCAUCCACUUCCAGAGCACCAAGCAGGAGCUCUCCAACCUGCAGCAGUCCAUCCCCGCGGCCAUCAAGGCGUACGAGCAGAUCGGCACCAGCGGCGGGCUGAACGCGCAGGCGUUGAACGCGAAGCAGACGGUGAACAACUCGCCUAACGGCGGCCACUGCGCCUUUGACGAGCAGGGUUUCGUGUCGGGAAUUCAGCUCAUUGCGGACAACUACGCGACCAUCAUGCAGGGCGGCACCGGCGACGUCAACGGCAUUGGAAACGUUCUGACUGGUGUUGCUGGUAAUGAGAACUUGCAGUUCACCGGGUCGAGCAGGAGACGUGACGAGAUCAUUGGUUGA